Messenger RNA from Penicillium nucicola, 3585 nucleotides. Its product is annotated as ankyrin repeat domain-containing protein. The record is from RefSeq and is a predicted model, not a curated record. The coding region runs from base 1 to 3585 and encodes 1194 amino acids. The transcript has a single exon. Gene Ontology annotation, molecular function: protein binding. NCBI's taxonomy places the organism in Eukaryota, Fungi, Ascomycota, Eurotiomycetes, Eurotiales, Aspergillaceae.
AUGGAUUCAAACAUCAAUCAGCUCCUGGAAGCAUUUCAGGAAGCGAAAACCCUGAACCUCUGUCCAAACCGCGUAUGGGCUGUUGCAGGGGAGAACCUACAUAAUCUACUGCCAGGCUUCAACUCGAUACAAAGGGUAACAGAUCAGGUUGAUGAGCGUGAGAACUAUGACGGGAACGAGCAUAACGAUUGCACCCCUGAUUUCUGUGAGCACUCUCAGCGUGAUUUUACAGCGGUUCAGCAGCGCCAUGAGUGUAAAAAAAAGAACCAAUGCGUGCAAAUACGAGAUCGAUUCCGGAGGGAGACACUGGAUAGAGCUGCACGCAAUGGAAAUUCGACAGUGUGGGAUCUUGAUGGAGAAUCUCUGCUCAAACCUCUUCGGCCAUACAUGGCUGUUUCUCACGUCUGGUCGGACGGAACUGGGACUGGAGCUUGGGAAGACGGUGAAGUCAACGAGUGUUUAUAUGCCUUUUUCUACGAUAUUGCGAAACAAUUCCAAUGCGACGGAAUUUGGUGGGAUACACUUUGUAUUCCUCGCCAAAAGGCUGCCCGUAAUAAAGCUAUCGAAAAGAUCCAGAGUAGCUACGAGGACGCCCGAAUCACCUUGGUGCACGAUUGCUUCCUGCGAAACUGGACUUGGGAUCCUAAAUCUGCAUGUUUCGCCAUUUUGAUGUCGCCCUGGUUUAGUCGAGGGUGGACUGCCUUAGAAUUGACUAAGUCGCGCAAAGUAAAGGUGAUCUUUAAAGGACCCUCUGGCCCUAUUAUUAAAGAUCUCGACGAACAGAUUCUCGCCGAAGAAAACGAGCUCGAUAGCCCCCGCAAAGAAGCCUCCCGGAUUAUCAGGAAUCUCCGGGGGGGUAUCACGACACUGAAUAGCCUUUUGACUAUGUUGGCCUCACGGUAUACGUCUUGGCCUAAAGAUAUGGCCACUAUUUCCGCACUACUAGUGGGCGUCGCUCGAAAGGACCUACAGCAGGACACCUAUAAGAGCAUUCUGAAGAAGUUCGGCCGGCUGGCUCCUGGACACCUCUUCCAUAACGCUACGACUAUGUCCAAAGAAUUUAGCUGGUGCCCGGCCAAUCUUUUUGACCUGCCCUUGGACUCUUCUAACCCUUCCCUCACGGUUUUUGAAAAUGGCGACAUCCAAGGGGAGUGGCGUGUCAUUCCGAUAAGGGCCGGACUUGAAAAGAGCUGCUGGUGGAAUAGCAUGCAUCCGCUAAUGAAACGGCGAGUUCAGGAUGCUCUGAGGAGUUCUCAACCAUGUCUGCUCUUAGCUGAGUGCCGCCCGGGGCAAGAGUCUGACCCAGUAGCAAGGGCUUUGCUUGUGAGGGCAACAGACAAGCCGUCUCGCUAUCAAUAUAUUGGUGCAAUAUAUUUCCUUCAGGUGCAAGAGAAGGAAGGGGGAAACUGGUCUUCCACGAAAACGCAGGUGAUCAUAUCAAGCUACCAGGGCGACGAAGAAGGGAUGUCUCAUGCUCUAGGCCAAACAAUAAUAGAAAACAAGAUAGAUGCAGCCCACUCAAAUAUGGACCAUGAUAAUCGGUCAAACAGUGUUUCUGAUGAGAGAUUACGCUGUGCGGUAUGGAGAGGAGAUUACAAUUCUUUCAAGAAGCUCAUCCAACCGCAGAUCCAAAACGGUCCCGACAAACUUGGACGUUGGCCGCUGCACCUUGCGGCUGAAAGAGGAAAUGAGGCUAUGGUGCGAGAUUUACUACCUCUCGGUGACGUGAAUCUAAAGUGCAAUUAUGGACAAACUGCGUUGCAUCGCGCUGCUUACGGGGGGUCUGCUGCUAUCGUGAAGGAACUCUUACAAAAUGGAAGCAAUGCAAUCGCGAAGGACAAGGAUGGGAAUACAGCAUUGCACAUAGCAGCGCAAUUUGGGUUUCCACCCAUUGCGAAGCUUCUUAUCGAGAAAAGUGAUGUCAGCGUGAAUAGCUGUAACCACGUUAAUCUGACCCCUCUUCAUCUCGCAGCGAUGAACGGGCACACGGCAGUGGCGGAAUUGCUCGAAGGUGCCAAUAUCGAAGCUAAGGACAACAAGGUUGGUUGGACUCCGCUCCAUUGUGCAGCCGAGAACGGCGACCUGGACUUCGUCAAACUUUUGAUUGAGCGCGGCGCGGAAGUCAACGCAGAAGACGACCUGUUCGGUUGGACACCCCUACAUCUCGCGGCGAUGAACGGAAACAAGGCGGUGGUCAAUCUUUUGCUCGUUAAGUGCACUAAUAGAGAUUCCAAAGACAAAUACGGUUGGACUGCGCGACAAUUCGCGGAAAUCAAUGGGCAUGCGGAGGUAGUUGAGCUACUUUAUAGCAAAGACAUUGAGGGCGCAGACACUAUCCCUACAAACAAGGACCGUUGGACGCCACUACACUGCAAGGCAAUAAGCAACAAACGAGUAAUAGUCGAGAUAUUGGUCCAUGGUGGUGCUGACGUUUAUUUGGCCUAUGAGGAUAAGGGUUGGACACCACUACAGUUUGCGGCAGAGAACGAGCUCGGAACUACGAUCCGGCGGCUACUCGAGAAGGGUGCCAAGUUCAUACCAAAUUAUGGACAAACGCCGCUGCACUGGGCCGCUGAGAAAGGGUAUAAGGCGGUCACGCGACAGCUACUCGACACGGGCACCGACAAGGACGCUAAAGGCUUCAAUAACCAGACGCCGCUACACUACGCGGCCCAGUUUGGACGCAAGGCAGUCGUGCGGCAACUCCUCGACGCGGGCUCCGACAAGGAUGCUAGAGACUCCGAAAACCAAACGCCGCUACACUGGGCCGCCCAGGGUGGGCACGAGGCAGUCAUACGACAGCUACUUGACGCAGGCGUUGACAAAGAGGCUCAAAGCUCGAAUGGCUGGACGCCGCUACAUAGAGCGGCCCAGGGUGGGCAUGAGGCGGCCGUGCGGCAGCUGCUCAAAGCAGGCGCUCAUAAGGAGGCUCAAAGCUCGAAUGGUUACAGGCCGCUGCAUAAUGCGGCCCAGUACGGGCACGAGGCGGUCACGCAGCUGCUGCUCGACGCAGGAGCUGAGAAGGAUGCUAGAGACCCAGAUAACCAGACGCCGCUACACUGGGCGGCACAGUACGGCCGCGAGGCAGUUGUGCGGCGGCUGCUCCGCGCGGGCGCCGAGAAGGACGCUAAAGAUCGGAUCAGCCAAACGCCGCUACACUACGCGGCCAGGUUCGGGCGUGAGGCAGUCGUGCAGCAACUGCUCGAGGAGGACGCCGACAAGGACGCCCAAGACUCAAGCAGCUACAGGCCGCUACACCAGGCGUCUGAGAAUGGGCAUGAGGCGGUCGUGCGGCGGCUGCUCCGCGCAGGCGCCGAUAAGGACGCUAAAGGCUGGAAUAGCCAAACGCCGCUACACUACGCGGCUAGGUUCGGGCGCGAGGCAGUCGUGCAGCAACUGCUCGAGGAGGACGCCGACAAGGAUGCCCAAGACUCAGGUGGCUACAGGCCGCUACACCGGGCGUCCGAGAAUGGGCAUGAAGCGGUCGUGCGGCGGCUGCUCAACGCGGGCGCUGAUGCUAACAAAUACACGCCGCCACUCAAAGUCCCCAUUUUCUCCUUGACUAGCACUCCUAGUUUCCCUUGA